GAGAAUGGUGAAUCUGACACUGGAGAUGAUCUAUCUGCUGACUGGAGAGGUUGCCAUAAGGACUCAUCAUGUUUCCAUCUAUUUUUCCUUGGACGAGUGGGACUAUAUAAAAGGAAACAAGGACAUUUAUGAGGAUGGGGAGAAGGAGGAGCCUCAGCAGCUCCACCCACUGGACAGUGAAUAUGAAGAUAAGAGAGAUAUCACAGCUGAUCUGGGAGGAACAUUAUGUUAUAAUAAUGAGACAAGCAAGAUUGAGGCUGAAGGAGCCCCUAAUGCAAAUCCUACAAACCCUGAAAUUUACCCAGCAGAACAGCCCCCACCAGCCAAUGGGAUUAAAGAAGUAGCUUCAUGUGAUCAUAGAAACAAAUCGGAUUGCAGCAUUAAUCCACUUACAGAACAGAUACAGGGAACAGAUACAACUACUCCCAACACAGUGACGUAUAUCUGUUCUGAAUGCAACAAACACUUUAGAACGAAGGCCGGUUUUGUCAAGCAUCAGAAAACUCACACAGGAGAAACACCAUUUGUCUGUUCUGUGUGUGAGAAACGUUUUGUGUGUCAUUCAGACCUUAUUGUACAUCAGAGAAGUCACACAGGGGAGAAACCGUUCUCUUGUUCAGAAUGCGGCAACCGUUUCUCACAUCGUUCACACUUAAACAGCCACUACAAAAUACACAACGGAGAAAAAUCGUUCCUUUGUUCUGUAUGUGGGAAAUGUUUUGCUCGUCGUGCACAUCUUACGGAGCAUCACAGAACUCACACAGGGGAGAAACCGUAUUCUUGUUCCGAAUGUGGGAAAAGGUUUUCAUAUCGUUCACACCUAAAUUGCCACUACAAAAUACACACAGGGGAGAAAUCAUUCCUUUGUCUUGCAUGUGGGAAAUGUUUUGCUCGUCGCGCACAUCUUACUGAGCAUCAAAGAAUUCACACAGGGGAGAAACCAUAUCCGUGUUCUGAAUGUGGGAAAUGUUUUACAUCUCGUUCGCUCUUUACUAAACACUACAGAAUACACAGAGGAGAGAAACCAUUCAUUUGUUCUCCAUGUGGGAAACAUUUUACAUUUCACUCCGACCUUUUAGUGCAUGAGAGAAUUCACACGGGGGAGAAACCGUUCUCUUGUACCGAGUGUGGGAAAUGUUUUCCAAAGCGCCAGCAACUCAUUGUGCAUCUGAGAUCUCACACAGGAGAGACACCAUUUUCCUGAUCUAAAUGCGGGAAAAGUUUCAUAGAUCGCCCACGUCUUACUGUGCAUCUGAGAACUCACACAGGGGAGAAACCAUUUCCCUGUCCUGAUUGCGGGAAGUGUUUCAGUAAUCACGCAGGCCUAAGAAUCCAUAAAAAAAUUCACACAGGAGAGAAACCGUUUUCCUGUGCCGAAUGUGGGAAAUGUUUCACCUAUCGCACAGACCUCACUGUCCAUCACAGAAUUCACACAGGAGAGAAACCAUUCACUUGUACCGAAUGUGGGAAAUGUUUUGCGCGUUGCUUUCAGCUUACUGUACAUUCCCGGUUACACAAAGGAGAGAAACCGGUUUCUCCUAAUAACUGUAGUAACAUACAACUGUCUGAGGAGCCAAUGGGAAUGUGGGAGGAAGCGAGUGACACAGGGAUGAAGAAGGAUAAAAAUGAGGAGGAGGAGGAGCAGGGGAAGAAGGAGAGAAUGGUGAAUCUCACACUGGAGAUGAUCUAUCUGCUGACUGGAGAGCACUACAUCCCUAGGAAGAAGUCAAAUGAUGGGGGGGCCCUGCAUGCCCCUGGCUCCGUCAUACAGAAGAAAAAUGUCGACAAGAUGAUCCUGGAACUCAUCUCCAACAUCAUCCAGCUGCUGACUGGAGAGGAAUGGGAUUAUAUAAAAGGAAACAAGGACCUUUGCAGGGAAAAGAUUAAGGAGGAUCCCCAGGAGCUCCUCCCACUGGACUGUGAAUAUGAAGAUAAGAGAGAUAUCACAGCUGAUCUGGGAGGAACAUUAUGUUAUUAUAAUGAGACAAGCAAGAUUGGGGCUGAAGGAGCAGAUGUUUGUGCAGAUGGAAAUCUCACAAACCCUGAAAUUUCUCCAGUGGAGCAGCCCCAACCAGCCAAUGGGAUUAAAGAGGAAGUAGCUUCACAUGAAGAGGGAAACCAACCAAAUUGCAGCAUUAAUCCACUUACAGAACAGAUACAGGGAACAGAUACACAUACACCUAUCAUGGGAUACAGCCUGAAUAACAGCUUGUCAGAUGAUAAUGUAUCAAAUCCUAUUAAAGAGGAACUGACUUUAUGUGAAGAAGGAAAUGUUUCUGAUUUUAGAAUUAUUACUGUUUCAGAAUCUCCUAUCAUGGGAUGUAGCCUAAAUACCAGCUUGUCAGCCAGAUAUGUUUCAGAUGGGAUAAAAGAGAAAAUGGGGUCAUGUGUCUAUGGAAACCAAUCAGACUGCAGCAUUAAUCCACUUGCAGAUCAGAUACAGGGAACAGAUACACCUACUCCCAACAUGGAGAUGUAUAGCUGUUCUGAGUGCAAUAAACACUUUAGAACCAAGGGUGGUCUUCUCAAGCAUCAGAAAACUUACACAGGCGAAAAACCAUUUGUCUGUUCAGUGUGUGAAAAACGUUUUGCGUGGCAUUCAGAUCUUGUUGUACAUCAGAGAAGUCACACAGGAGAGAAACCGUUCCCUUGCUCUGUAUGUGGCAAAUGUUUUGCCCGUCGCUCGCACCUUAAUGAGCAUCACAGAACUCACACAGGGGAGAAACCAUAUUCUUGUUCUGUAUGCGGGAGAUGCUUUUCAUAUCGUUCACACUUAAAUAGCCACUCCAGAGUACACAUUGGGGAAAAGCCAUUUACUAAUACUGAAGGCAGGAAACCUUUUACAUCUCAUUCUGAACUUGUACAUCACACAGACGUGGAAGCUUGUCCUUGUACUGAAUGUGGGAAACAUUUUACAUCUCACUCCGACCUAAUUGUACAUCAAAGAAGCCACACAGUGGAGGAAUCAUUCUCUUGUACUGAAUGUGGGAAACAUUUUCUAUCUCGCUCCGACCUUAUUGUACAUCAAAGAAGCCACACAGUGGAGGAAUCAUUCUCUUGUACUGAAUGUGGGAAACAUUUUCUAUCUCGCUCCGACCUUAUUGCACAUCAAAGAAGCCACACAGCGGAGGGAUCAUUCUCUUGUACUGAAUGUGGGAAACAUUUUCUAUCUCGCUCCGACCUUAUUGCACAUCAAAGAAGCCACACAGCGGAGGGAUCAUUCUCUUGUACUGAAUGUGGGAAACAUUUUCUAUCUCGCUCCGACCUUAUUGUACAUCAAAGAAGCCACACAGCGGAGGGAUCAUUCUCUUGUACUGAAUGUGGAAAACAUUUUCUAUCUCACUCCGACCUUAUUGUACAUCGAAAAUGCCACACAGUGGAGGGAUCAUUCUCUUGUACUGAAUGUGGGGAACAUUUUCUAUCUCGCUCCGACCUUAUUGUACAUCAAAGAAGCCACACAGUGGAGGGAUCAUUCUCUUGUACUGAAUGUGGGGAACAUUUUCUAUCUCGCUCCGACCUUAUUGUACAUCAAAGAAGCCACACAGCGGAGGGAUCAUUCUCUUGUACUGAAUGUGGGAAACAUUUUACAACUCACUCUGACCUUAUUAUACAUCGAAGAAGUCACACAGGGGAAGGGCCAUUCUCUUGUUCUGAAUGUGGGAAACAUUUUAAACGUCAUUCACAACUUACUGUACAUCAGAGAGUCCAUACUGGAGAGAGACCUUAUUCUUGCUCGGAAUGUGGAAAACAUUUUAAAGAACACGCAAACCUUAAAGUACAUUGGAGAAUUCACACAGGGGAGAAGCCAUUUACUUGCUCUCAAUGUGGGAAAGGUUUUGUUCGUCGCUCAGAUCUUGAUCGACAUCUCAGCCUUCACAAAGCAGAAAAACCACAUUCUUGUUCUCAGUGUGGAAAACAUUUUGCAUGCGUCUCAGACCUUAAUGUACAUCACAGGGUUCACACAGAUCAGAGACCAUACUCUUGUUCUGAGUGUGGAAAAUGUUUUAAACAUCACUCAAACCUUAUUGUACAUCAAAGAAUACAUACGGGAGAGAAACCAUUUUCUUGUUCUGGUUGUGGAAAAAGUUUUACGGAUCGAUCGCGUCUUACUGUACAUCACAGAAUUCACAGAGGAGAGAAACCAUUUUCUUGUUCUGAAUGUGGGAAAUGUUUCAUCCGUCGCUCAGACCUUAAUGUACAUCUCAGAGUUCACACAGGGGAGAAACCAUUCACUUGUACCGAAUGUGGGAAAUGUUUCACCCGUCGUUCACACCUUAAUGUACAUCUCAGAUUUCACACCGGAGAAAAACCAUUCACUUGCACUGAAUGUGGAAAAUGUUUUGUGCAUCGUUCCCAGCUUACUGCACAUUCCCAGUUACACACAGGAAAGAAACCAGUUUCUGAAAAUAACUCUACAUAUACAAUGAUGAGUGAGUAAAAGACAAUAAUGAUGCUACCAUAUUAAUAUAUAUAACUAUUUUUGGUUAAAUAUAAUACAUUUGUAAUGGUUUACUCUACAUGAAGAUUAUUUGGUGGUUUGGGGUAUGGUGAUAAAUGUUCCGGCUGCCAUAAUAAUACUUUACCAAUGCAGGAAGCACCUCCUCGCAUUCCUCUGGUCAGUUGUAUUCCUCCUCUCAGUUUGUUCAGUUUUUAAACCUGGCAAUGACCAAUAGAGGUUUUGAUAAAGUAAAACGAAAGCCAAUAUCAUAAAAACUAAAAAUAUGCAACUAAAUUGGUAAAAGGAAUAGAAAGAAGAUGGGUCAAGGUUUGAAUGGUUUCUCUGGGAAAAAAAGCAUAUUUGAAGUGACAUAAAUAUCCUUUACAAGUAUAUUAAAGGAAAAAAAUAGACAGAUAGCAAGAGAGAUACACAGAAAAUAACAAUAGACUUGAGUUACUGAACUUUCAUUUGAAGCAAUGCAAAUAGUUUUUUCCCAGUGAGGGUGGAGAAUGCCCUGGUGGGUGAUACUGUGAUGGCAGAUUCUAUUAAUGACUGAUAAUAUCCAAGGCUAUUGUGAUCUCAAGAUCUCCAGCUAGUUAGUAUAGGUAUUAGUAUUGUUGAGUGUAUAGACAGGACUGUGUAAUUUGGAGGGAUUGAACUUGAUGGACAUUUGUACAUGAAAUUUACAUGAAAUUGCAGCUGUGUUGAUGGGGAUAAUGAGCGAAAGCAGAAGCUUGAAAGCCAUGGGACUCAGUACCUGUACCUGUGUGUGUUCCAGCAGCUCCUUUCUUAGUGCAUAUGACUCUUCUCAGCCUCCUUGGGGUGUGGAUAUCAGAAAAUGAAUGUACUUACUGAUGACAUUUUCUGUUCCAGUAAUCGGCAUCCUAUGGUUUCAUUCCCAACAUGAAUAAAAAGCAUAUUACCUAUUCCCCAAACUUCCCUUCUUGUAGUUUUGACUAACUGCUUCUAAGACAUAAUUACAAAGAAUUCUGCUACAUGUUUUAUUUCAAGGGAAUAUCCUGUGCUGCCAUAUGGACGAAUAGAAAAAGGCUUUUCAUUUUCUGAUUCCAUUACUUCCAAAAGGCAACCUCCUAAGGUGAUUUGCUAGCUUCUAAUGAUUGUUUGUAACCGUUAUAUUAAAUCAUUAAUCCAUGUAGAAAUCAAGGUUUUUAGAAGCUUUAUAUCUUUGUUUAUUGCUAUAAAUAAUAAUAAAAUAGAUUUUUGGUCUUUCUUA
Xenopus laevis (African clawed frog) is the source of this 5672-nucleotide messenger RNA. RefSeq names its product oocyte zinc finger protein XlCOF7.1-like. The transcript has 7 exons. The record is from RefSeq and is a predicted model, not a curated record. Lineage: Eukaryota; Metazoa; Chordata; Amphibia; Anura; Pipidae.